Messenger RNA from Sparassis crispa, 150 nucleotides. RefSeq lists its product as hypothetical. The record is from RefSeq and is a predicted model, not a curated record. Lineage: Eukaryota; Fungi; Basidiomycota; Agaricomycetes; Polyporales; Sparassidaceae. The transcript has a single exon. The coding region runs from base 1 to 150 and encodes 49 amino acids.
AUGGCGAUGGUGAAGGCUAAGCCUCACACUGGCAAUACAUCCUCAUCUCACAACUCGGUCCAGUCUCACAUCUCGUGCAAGGCCGCCAAAGUCAAGAAGACCUUGCAGGCUGGUGCGAAAGCUGUCGUCCGUCCUCUCAAGCACCUCUGA